AUGCAGGAAUUCACUGGCGUGUGGGUGAGGGAUCCUUGCAUCCAGAAAGAGGAUUUCUGGCAUGCCUACAUGGAUUAUGAAAUCUGUAUACAUACAAACAGUUUGGCCUUCACUAAGAAGAGUUCCUGUGUGCGGCGGAGAUACAGUGAAUUUGUUUGGCUAAGAAAAAAGCUACAGGAAAAUGCCAUGCUCAUAACACAUCUACCCAAGCUUCCUCCAAAAAACCCGUUCUUCAGUCUCAACAAUGCCAGAGAGAUUGGAGCCCGUAUGGGAGGGCUCAGGACAUUUCUAGAAGAGGUGGUUCACAGCUCGGUGCUGCUUUCCGACAGCUGCUUACAUCUCUUCCUACAGUCCCAACUAAGUGUGAAAAAAAUCGAGGCCUGUGCUGAAGGCCGAAGUCGCUACACUGUGUCUGAGGCCAUUCACAGUUUUGGCUCAGGAAACAAACGCUUUGAAUCUCAAUCUGAAGAGAACAUGGAAGAAGAAGAAGAUAUGCACUGUGAAUCAGAGCGACUGAUUAUUUGCUAA
Molecule: messenger RNA, 528 nt
Organism: Sinocyclocheilus rhinocerous
Lineage: Eukaryota; Metazoa; Chordata; Actinopteri; Cypriniformes; Cyprinidae
Gene: snx10b
Product: sorting nexin 10b
Exons: 4
Coding region: 1-528 (175 amino acids)
Biological process (GO): intracellular protein transport; vesicle organization; cilium assembly
Cellular component (GO): endosome
Molecular function (GO): phosphatidylinositol phosphate binding
Source: RefSeq, a predicted model, not a curated record